Messenger RNA from Ostreococcus tauri, 2115 nucleotides. RefSeq names its product Transketolase-like, C-terminal. Gene Ontology annotation, cellular component: cytosol. Bases 1 to 2115 code for a protein of 704 amino acids. The record is from RefSeq and is a predicted model, not a curated record. Gene Ontology annotation, biological process: pentose-phosphate shunt. Lineage: Eukaryota; Viridiplantae; Chlorophyta; Mamiellophyceae; Mamiellales; Bathycoccaceae. The transcript is spliced from 2 exons. Gene Ontology annotation, molecular function: transketolase activity.
AUGUCCUCCCAACUCGCUCAAGCCCCGGCGCUGGUCGCCCUCCGAGCUAAGCUCAACGCGAAGGUUCACUCCCGUCGAGCCGCUCGCUCCGCGCGCGUGGUCACCAAGGCCGCGGUCGCCGCCCCGGCCGGGGUCUCCACGGAGACGGUGAACGAUUCGAUCAAUACCAUUCGUUUCUUGGCGAUCGAUGCGAUCAACAAGAGCAACUCCGGUCACCCGGGUCUCCCGAUGGGUUGCGCGCCGAUGGGCUACGUGAUUUACCGCGAGGCGAUGACGCACAACCCGAAGAACACCAAGUGGUUCAACCGCGAUCGAUUCGUGUUGUCCGCGGGACACGGGUGCAUGUUGCAUUAUUCAUUGCUCCACUUGACCGGUUACCCGAGCGUUUCGAUUGAAGACAUCAAGCAGUUCCGCCAGUGGGACUCCAAGACCCCGGGUCACCCGGAGAACUUCAUCACCGACGGUAUCGAAGUCACCACGGGUCCGCUCGGUAUGGGCAUCUGUAACGCCGUCGGUCUCGCGAUGGUCGAAAAGCACCUCGCCGGUCGCUUCAACAAGCCGGACUGCGAGAUUGUCGAUCACUACACCUACUGUAUCAUGGGCGACGGUUGCAACAUGGAAGGCAUGUCUGGCGAAGGCGCCUCCCUCGCCGGUCACUGGGGCCUCGGCAAGCUCAUCGUCUUCUACGAUGACAACCACAUCUCCAUCGACGGCCACACCGACAUCUCCUUCACGGAAGAUGUCCAAGCCCGCUUCGACGCGUACGGCUGGCACACGCAACACGUCCAAAACGGUAACACGGACGUUGACGCCAUCCGCGCCGCGGUGAACGCCGCCAAGGCUGACCCGCGCCCGUCCCUCAUCAAGGUGACGACGCUCAUCGGCUACGGUUCCCCGAACAAGUCCAACACCCACGACGUGCACGGCGCGCCGCUCGGUAAGGAUGAAACUGCCGCCACCCGCGAGAACUUGAAGUGGAAGUACGGCGAGUUCGAAGUGCCGGAAGCCGUCGCCAAGGCCAUGGACUGCACCGAAAAGGGCGCCGCCGCCGAAGCUGAGUGGAACGCCAAGUGGGCGACCUACAAGAGCAAGUACCCGGAAGACGCCGCUGAACUCGACUCCAUCAUGUCCGGUAAGCUCCCGGCCGACUGGGCCAAGUCUCUCCCGACCUUCACGCCGGAAGACAAGGGUGUCGCCACGCGCAUCCACUCCCAAACGAUGCUCAACGCCCUCGGUGGUGCGAUCCCGGGUUUCAUGGGUGGCUCCGCCGAUCUUGCUCCGUCCAACAUGACGCUGAUGAAGCAAUUCGGUGACUUCCAAAAGGACACUCCGGCCGAGCGCAACGUUCGCUUCGGCGUCCGUGAGCACGGUAUGGGUGCCAUUGCCAACGGCAUGAAGCUCCACUCCCCGGGUAUCAUUCCGUACUGCGCCACCUUCUUCAUCUUCUCCGACUACAUGCGCUGUGCCAUGCGCAUCGCCGCGCUUUCCCAAGCCGGUACCAUCUUCGUCAUGACGCACGACUCCAUCGGCGUCGGUGAAGACGGUCCGACGCACCAGCCGAUUGAGCACGUCGCGUCCUUCCGCGCUAUGCCGGGCAUGGACAUGAUGCGCCCGGCUGACGGCAACGAGACCGCCGCCUGCUACAAGAUGGCCGUCGAGAACUCCAUGAACGGUGCUCCGACCACCUUGGCGCUCUCUCGUCAAGUUGUCCCGAACUUGCCGGGUACCUCCAUGGAAGGCGCCCAAAAGGGUGCGUACGUUGUCCAAGGCGCCGCGGCUGGCGAAGCGUGCGACGUCAUCCUCAUCGGUACCGGUACCGAACUCGAGCUCGCCUGCAAGGCUGGUGCCGAGCUCGAGUCCAAGGGUAAGAAGGUUCGCGUUGUCUCCAUGCCGUGCUGGGAAGUCUUCGAGCGCCAACCGGCCUCUUACCAAGAUUCCGUCUUGCCGAAGUCCAUGUACGCCAACACUGCCUCCAUCGAGGCGGGUACCACCUUCGGUUGGUCGAAGUACGCCGCCAAGUCCAUCGGUCACGAUGACUUCGGUGCGUCUGCCCCGGCCCCGAUCCUCUACAAGGAGUUCGGCAUCACGGCCGAAAAGCUGGCCGCGCUCUUCUAA